CUUAAGAAAACUCUAAUUUUUCUCUUUGCAAAGUCAAAUAUAAUACAAAAAUUUUAAUUUCUUUGAUAUAAAAUAUUGAGUUUUCCAAUUUAAAAGUCGUUCGGUCUACAGUUUGAGUUUUUAAAUGUGAAAAUAUCAUUAUGAUUGAUAAACGAUUACGAGCGUAUCGCACGUAUCAACGCUUUCUUAAGAUACUACUGACUAUGAGUGGCUGUUGGCCCAUACCAACAAAAUCCGGCAAGUCUAAAUAUUACUGGUCAUUUUGCACGCUUUUGGUAUUAAUCGUGUACUUGACAUUUUGCUUGAAUUUGAGCUAUAACUAUAAACAUAAUGUGACAAUUUUCAUGAAAUACAUAGGCAUAGCUAUGGGUACAUUUGGCGGCCUUAUCAAGGUGACAAUCUUUUUGAUAAAUCGUGACUCUCUGAUAAAUUUUCACCAAACUCUAAAUUAUUUUUUUGAGGAAGAGCUUAUGCAAAACGAGAAAAUACGAACAAUAAUAUUUUCAUCUCUACGUAAAGUGUAUAUCCUGGGGUACACAUAUACCACCAUUAUGACAGCACUGAUCUUGGUGUAUAUUAUGCCUCCAUAUAUCCAUAUAAUCCGCGAUCUCUGUCACUUGCGUUUGACUACAAACUACACUCUGCCGAUCAGCAAGGGACGUGGAUACUCCUGGACUAUUCCUGACAAUUUUUUGUAUCAUCUUCAUCUGUUUAUGGAGACAAUUUGUGCGUCCUUCUCUGCCAUAACGGCGAGCGGCGUCGACAGCGUUUUUGGCUUUUAUGCCUAUCAAUUCGCUUCGACGAUGCAUGCCAUGACUUUCAGAUUCAUGAAUCCUCUUCCUAUUGAGAAAUUUUCGGGUCUAUUGAAAAAAAGCGUAAAAAAACAUAAGAAACUGCUGCAAUGCCGCGGCAUCCUAGAACGCAUCUACGGACCCAUUAUCUUUUGGCAUACUGUCACCAGUGCGAUUCUUCUUUGUUCAUUGAUAUACGAGGUGGCACAUGUUUCGCAUUUUACUAUUAACAACUUAUCCGAAUUUCUGACAUUCGCUAUAGUGAAGCUGCUUCAAAUGUUUAUGUACGCAUGGGGCGGUACUAUUCUUACAAAUGCGAGCGAAGAUUUUCGUAAUGGGAUAUACUUUGGCGAAUGGCCUAAUUCUGCUCUCGAUUGUCACGUGAGAACAAAUGUUAUUCUGGUAAUGAUGCAAAAACCAAUGACUAUAAAUGCAAUUUUUUCAUCGGUUAAUAUAGCUUUGCUUACUAAUUUCAUGAAUACUACAAUGUCUUACUUCUUCUUGUUGAGAUCUAUUGAGGAUAAAGAUGGCUAAAAAUGGACCAUAUGUUUAAAACACUGGAAUGUAAAAAAUUUGAAUGUGAUACCCUUGUGUAAGAAAAUUAAAAGUGUUUUGCAAUAGAAUCUACGUAACAUACACUUUAUUGUUAUAGAAUUUAAAUUAAACAAUGAAAAUAUAAAAUUAUAAAACAUUACUGUUUUAAAUAUAUAACAUAUUUUUACAUGCACUAUAAAU
Monomorium pharaonis (pharaoh ant) is the source of this 1526-nucleotide messenger RNA. RefSeq lists its product as uncharacterized. Gene Ontology annotation, cellular component: plasma membrane. Gene Ontology annotation, molecular function: odorant binding; olfactory receptor activity. The record is from RefSeq and is a predicted model, not a curated record. Lineage: Eukaryota; Metazoa; Arthropoda; Insecta; Hymenoptera; Formicidae. The transcript is spliced from 6 exons. Gene Ontology annotation, biological process: detection of chemical stimulus involved in sensory perception of smell; sensory perception of smell. The coding region runs from base 141 to 1325 and encodes 394 amino acids.